AUGGUUACACAAAAAUUGAUGUAUUUUCGGGUUUUUCUUUUUCACUUAUUGUUUUGCAGUAUUUUGCACUGUUGCUGGACAAUAUUCAUACAGAUUUUCUACAUGCGAGAUUUGGAAAAAUUGCUUGGCUGGGCCCGCAUAUCAUUGCUUUAUAUGGUCUCCGGAAUUGGUGGAUAUUUGGCGAGUGCGAUUUUUGUACCCUACAAGCCAGAAGUUGGCCCCGCGGGUUCGCAUGUUGGAAUGUUUGCAGCUAUGUAUGUUGAUGUUGCAUAUAGUUGGAAUCUUUUGGAAAGACCAUGGCAUGCAAUAAUGCAACUAAGCUUAUUUAUGUUAAUACUUUUUUCGAUUGGCACAUUGCCGUGGAUCGAUAACUGGGCUCAUUUAUUUGGCUUUAUUUUUGGACUCUUAAUAUCUUUGGCAGUUCUUCCAUAUAUUCAAACGAAGCGCCAUAAUCGAGCUCGACGAUUACUAAUUGUUAUUGCAUCACUUUCAGCGGCACUUUGCUUAUUCGUAAUUUUGUUGGCCGUAUUUUAUUGGUUUCCCGGAUUUGAUUGCCCGUACUGUGAAUACUUCAACUGUAUACCGUACACCGAUCAUUUCUGUGAUAAUCAAGGCUUACGACUCAAAAGUUGGCUGCCAAUUUGA
This is a messenger RNA of Gongylonema pulchrum, 645 nucleotides long. The record is from the annotation of a GenBank genome assembly. Lineage: Eukaryota; Metazoa; Nematoda; Chromadorea; Rhabditida; Gongylonematidae.